Molecule: messenger RNA, 2054 nt
Organism: Corticium candelabrum
Lineage: Eukaryota; Metazoa; Porifera; Homoscleromorpha; Homosclerophorida; Plakinidae
Exons: 1
Coding region: 319-1494 (391 amino acids)
Source: RefSeq, a predicted model, not a curated record
GCUGUCGUAGUCACAAGAGGUCCACAUGAAAUUAAUGCUGUGUGCAAGCGAACAGACCAAUUCCUCGAAUGGUCUGGCCUAGAAGUCAAUGCAGCAAAAUGUUCAACUUUUUCACGUCGGAGGCUGAUUCAUCCAACUGUCUUUGACCCGGAAAUCUCUAUACAAGGGCAAAAGAUUCCAUUCUUGUCACACAAGAAAAGCUACAAGUACUUGGGUCUUCCAAUUGCGUCUGAUCUGUCUCAUGCCGACAUUUCAAGAGAGCUUCUGGAGACUACUAAGAAUUUAUUGAAUAAAGUCGAUCAAACAGCCGUUUCCCGAAUGAAUAAAUGUCUUCUCUAUAAGAGAGCGGUGCUACCGCGGCUUUCAUGGUUACUGAGCAUUGCAUCUAUUCCUUUGUCAUGGAUCGAGCAAUCAUUGGACAGUGUAGUCACGAAAUUCUUAAAAAAAUGGGUCGGUCUUGCUCAUUCAGCAGCUGUCUCUCGCCUUUUCCUUAACACCAAGAACGGCGGCCUCCAACUUGGCCAACCGUCAGAUUCUUUCAAGAGACUACAGUCUUGCAACCUGCUUCGAUUUACUAAAUCAAAUGACGAAUGCUUGAGAGCCCUGGCAACUAUAAAGAUUUCAAGAGAGACUGAGUUGUCAUCAACCAGAUUUAGUGCCGGCAGUUUCUUGGCAACUCUUGAUACUUCGCCUGGGUGCCUGCAAUCAAAAAUAAAGAACAUCAAAAAGACGAUUACGGAAUCAUCAAAUAAUCGUCAUUUGUCACAUCUUACCUCCCUGUCUGUACAAGGUCAAGCGGCUCGAUUCAAGGACGUGGAAGCUGAGCACUUUGCCUUGUCCCUAAAAUCUCUACCCGAUGACUUGUUCAAAUGGGCAAUAAAUGGGCUCCAGGACACCCUCCCAUCAGCAACCAACUUACAGUUGUGGAAGAAAAUUUCGUGCAAUCAAUGUCCUCUCUGUCACCAACCCCAAUCGCUGUGCCACGUGCUAAAUGCAUGUCCCAGUCUACUUGAUCGAGGUUUGUACAAACAGAGACACGACAAUACGCUGAGACUAUUUGUGGACUUUCUAAAACGUCAUCUUAGUCAACAGUUUUCCAUAGUAGCCGACCUACCAGAAUCAGUAUACAAUUUUCCUGUCGAUAUAACCUGUACCUGCCUUCGUCCAGACAUUGUUGUUUGGAAUGCCGUCCUCAAAAAGGCCUGGAUGCUUGAGCUGUCGGUCCCAUUCGAAACAGUCGUGGAAGAAACGAAGGCCCGGAAAGAACGCCGCUAUGCCCAACUUGUCAAAGAUGCUAACCAUCAGUAUAAGACGGAGCUUUUGCAUCUCUUGGUUGGGUCGAGAGGAUUGAUUUUUCCUGAAACUCGACGAGCAGUCUGCAUGUUGUGCAAGCCUCUUCAACGCGACUUGGACGAUCUGUUUCAAGCUGUCAUUCAUUCCACCCUGAAAGACUCUUUUCGAUGCUGGUUGGCAAGAAGAGACAACAUCUCUUAACUUAAAAGUGUUUUUUUUGUUGUUGUAAUUUCUGCUUUUAAUCAUUUGUGAUGUAUAGUCUUCGACUGGACCUCUACAUAGUACUCCAGAACUCUACUUCUGUUAUAGUGCUACCAGUCCUGUAGACGCUUAUUGUACUGUAUCGUUCGGUAUAUUACAAUAAAGGACCUUUCAUAGAUAGAUAGAUAGAUAGAUAGAUUUUAUUGAAUAAUUUCUUUCUCUAGCACAAAAGACUAAUGAAAACUGCUGUCUAUUCUAAUGAACGUAAGACUGAACGUCUGUGAAAGCAAGGUCAAGCGAAGAAAAAGCAUAAAUUAGUCUUUCCAGCUUCCUUAGAAUAACUUUAGCAUUGCCUUUCUGAAGUGCAACGCUAAUCCGGCGUCUAGACACUGACAUAAAAUCCUUUUUGUUGUAUUGACCAUAUUCAUCCUUGGAGCGAUCCCCUAGGGACUUGAGGAAGUUAAUGGCUUCCUUGCCCCAUCUCCCAAAAUGUUCAUGUACCAAGGGGAUGACAUCUGGACGUUGUCCUCCUGGAUGGUGAAAUUGCUUGUACUUCUCUU